AGCUGAUGGAAGCAUGCAAACCUUGCAGAGUAAAAACAAGGUUGAUUCUUAAGCAGUGCAUUAGGAGACGAUGGAGGACGUAAUAGCCCGCAUGCAGGAUGAGAAGAAUGGAAUUCCUAUCCGCACUGUGAAAAGUUUUUUAUCCAAGAUUCCAAGUGUUUUUUCAGGUUCUGACAUUGUACAGUGGAUGAUCAAAAACCUGAAUAUUGAAGAUCAAGUGGAGGCCCUUCACCUGGGGACCCUGAUGGCUGCCCACGGCUACUUCUUCCCCAUAUCAGACCAUGUACUCACACUGAAAGACGAUGGCACUUUCUACAGGUUUCAGACCCCCUACUUCUGGCCAUCAAACUGCUGGGAACCAGAGAAUACAGACUAUGCCGUUUACCUCUGCAAAAGAACAAUGCAAAACAAAGCUCGUCUGGAGCUGGCAGACUACGAGGCGGAGAGCUUAGCGAGGCUACAGAGAGCAUUUGCCAGAAAAUGGGAGUUCAUAUUUAUGCAAGCAGAAGCACAAGCAAAAGUUGACAAGAAAAGAGAUAAGAUUGAGAGGAAAAUUCUCGAUAGUCAAGAAAGAGCGUUUUGGGAUGUGCACAGACCAGUGCCCGGAUGUGUAAACACAACAGAAGUUGACAUAAAGAAGUCCUCCAGAAUGAAAAAUCCCCAAAAGACAAGAAAGUCAGUAUAUGGGCCUCAGAAUGAUGUGCGAACCCACAGCCCCACCCACACCCCUGCCCCAGAGGCCAAGCCAGCCACAGAGGAGCAGCUACAGGACCAGAUCAAUUAUUGGGGAGGGCAAUUAGACAGACAUCGACUGAAAAUGUCCAAAGUGGCUGAGAGUUUGUUGGCCUAUACAGAGCAGUAUGUGGAAUAUGACCCCUUCAUCACGUCGACCGACCCCUCCAACCCCUGGAUCUCAGAUGACACCGCAGUAUGGGAGCUGGAGGCUAGUAAGGAGCCAGGUCAGCAGAGGGUGAAGAGGUGGGCGUUCGGCAUCAACGAGGUUCUCAAGGAUCAGGUGGGGAGGGAGCAGUUCCUCAAGUUCCUGGAGUCUGAGUUCAGCUCAGAGAACCUGAGGUUCUGGCUAGCGGUCCAGGAGGUAAAGAAGAGGCCCAUCCGGGAGGUCCCGACCCGGGUUCAGGAGAUCUGGCAGGAGUUCCUGGCCUCUGGAGCUCCCAGUGCCAUCAACGUUGACUCAAAGAGCUAUGACAAGACCACCCAGAACGUCAAGGACCCUGGACGCUAUGCCUUUGAGGACGCACAGGAUCACAUCUUCAAGCUGAUGAAGAGUGACUCCUACAGCCGCUUCAUCCGUUCCAGUGCCUACCAGGAGCUGCUACAGGCCAAGAAAAAGAAAAGUAAGAACUUGUUUUGAAGGAUUUUACAUCCAGGGGAAAUCCCUUACAUCAAAGAGGCUGACCAACCUUGUGCCAUCAUGCUAAAAUACAGCCACUCUGCAAUAUAGAGGAGGACCAUUUCUACGUCAUUUCUACGUCAUUUCUACGUCAUCGCCAUCUGCUUUCCACUCAGACGAUGAGCUGGGCAGUACAUCAGAUGUUGCAUGUCCAAGGAGAAGGCUUGUUAUUUCUUUUACCUGAUCUAUAUCUACUAUUGGCGAGGACAUUCAUUUUGGGACAGGUAGGCAUUUUAGGACAGACAUUGAGACUGGAUAAUGCCUUUACAGAAAGUCAGUGUCCAGUUACUUCCACCAUAUCUGAUGGACACGCGUGUUCCUCUCCAGCUGAGCUAAUGAUGUCAGAAAGAAACGACAGCUUAACAGUAAAAUCGAAUCACAAUAUUAUUAUUAUACAUACAGUUCACGAUCUGUAAUCACACCUACUUUUGUCACGCUAAGGGAAGUGUUGUGCAGUAUGCAUAUAUAUAAAUUAUUAUGUUUAUUUUGCAUUGCUUUUAUUGCACUACAGUAAUUAGCACAGUUUUCAUUACAUGUGUAAAGUCUCAUUCAAGCUGCUGUCUUUUGUCUUCUGUAGAACGCACUUCUUUGUUACUCUCUCCUGCAUUUAUUUUUAUACCAUAUUUAAAGACACUUAAAAAUGUAUUAAAGUUGUCCCUUUA
Molecule: messenger RNA, 2073 nt
Organism: Salvelinus namaycush (lake trout)
Lineage: Eukaryota; Metazoa; Chordata; Actinopteri; Salmoniformes; Salmonidae
Product: regulator of G-protein signaling 7-like
Exons: 17
Coding region: 71-1372 (433 amino acids)
Biological process (GO): intracellular signal transduction; G protein-coupled receptor signaling pathway; regulation of G protein-coupled receptor signaling pathway
Source: RefSeq, a predicted model, not a curated record